This is a messenger RNA of Parnassius mnemosyne (clouded apollo), 4877 nucleotides long. The record is from the annotation of a GenBank genome assembly. Lineage: Eukaryota; Metazoa; Arthropoda; Insecta; Lepidoptera; Papilionidae.
UUAACGAGUUAACGACGAACAUAAAACAUUUAUUAUUAUUUUAUUUCAAGUUUGAAAUUAUCAUACAUAAUUUUAUCAUUUCAUAAACAUCAAAUUUGAUUGGAAUGUUGACUCGUAUGAGAUCCUUCUCAACUGAAGCCUUAAAGGUUGUCAACAAUGUUGCUAGGCAACAGUUUGUAGUAUCACUACAAUCCGCAGAAGCGACAAUUGACUAUGAAAAGAGUGGCAGGAGUAUAACUUUCAUUCAUACAAAUGUACCUCAACAAUUUCAAGGAAAAGGUGUUGGAAAAAUAUUAGGAAAGUAUGCAUUUGACUACGCCUUGGAUAAUAAAUUAGAUGUGAUAUGCAAGUGUCACUUUCUUGCUAAAUACUACAAUGAUAAUAAAAUUAAUUACAAAGGACUUAGUGUCAAUAUUCAACUAGAAUAGUACAAAUAUAAAUUAAUAUAUAUACCACUGCUGGGUACAGAGCUUCAUAAGAAAGUUAUGGAGUAAUUAUUAUAAUAAAUUAUUAAUUAUGGAUAUGGAUCUUAUUUGGUAUCGUUGCAAUAUUCAAUAUUAUUUAAGAGAAAAAUGUUAUGGUAAAGUAAGAAAAAUAGCUAAACAGGCCCUGUUACAGUAUGCUGAUUCUGCCGAAUUUAUAUUUUAUCAUGGAAUAACAAAUGUUCUUGAAGGUCAAUCACAAAAGGGUAUAAAUGAACUCACUCCACUUCAGUCUGAUAAGAAAUUUCAACAUGCUGCCUUAAUAGCUAUUAUUUAUGGUUAUAAACUCCUUAGUGCUACAGAAAGAGAUGAUGUGUACAACUUUGAAACAAAAUUAAAAGAAGAAAGGAAACAGGCAACUGCUGUUUCACUUUACUUUGCUGGAAUGUUUCUAUCACUAGCAGAGAAGUAUGAUAAGGCAUCUGAAUACAUUAAUAAAUCGCUAAGAAAAGACUCUAAUAACUUAGAUGCCAUAACUUUAAAAGCUUUGAAUGAAAUGUAUACAAAUGUAGGAAAAGUUCACUCAUCUAUUUUAGAUAACUUAGAAUUUGCUUUAAACAAAAAUGACAAAAACGUUGAAGCUGUACUUGGAUUAGCUAAAUUUAAAUAUUUUGCUAAAGAUUAUGAUGGGUCCAACUUGACAUUAGAUAGACUUAUAGUAAGCAGCCCAGGACAAGUGGUACCGCUUAUAGAAAAAUUGAGAAACGACUUUGCCAUGCAGAAGUGGGAAGCAGUUUAUGAUACAGUGGAAAGGAUAUUAAAUUAUGAUGCUAAUAAUGUUGAAGCCCUUAAAAUCAGAAUAUUUAUAGCACUGUGCAAGAAUUCCGAUUACAUAGAAGCAGUUGACCAACUGAAUAGUUUCUUUACAGUACUAGAAAAUGAGGAAAAUAAUAAUGGCUACCAAUUCUACAACACAGCACAAAUAUUUUCCAGAGUUUGUGGCAGAUCAAGUGCAGUCCUUUCCCAAGUAUACAGAUUCGCACAGUAUGCCUCAGAGAUGUAUUCCAAUAAUGUUGAUUAUCUGAGUGAGGUGGGCUACCAGUGCUUACUUCAAGGCAAAAUAAAGGAUUCACAUAACUUUUUUAAAGCUGCCAGUAAAAUAGAUAGCAAUUCUAUAACCGCUUUGUGUGGUUUGACUCUUUGUCAAAUGUUUGAAAAUGGUCCUAAUGAGCAGAUUGCACAGCAAGUUGAAUUAUUGUUAGAAAUGCAAGGCAAUGAAAAAUUACCUAUUUUGUAUCUUUUGUCUGCUCAAUUGAAUGCCACAAAUGCUAAUGCAAUACCAUUUCUAAAUAAUGCUUCAUCAACUCAAAUAUCAUUGGCUGAACAAUAUCCGUUCAGCUUAUUGUAUGUUAAAAACCUAGAUCCUGAUUUUUUAUUACAACUUUACAAAGAGUAUAAAAAACAUUUACCUAAGAAACCAUUUGUUAUAACCAGCUACUUAUUGUACUCUCAAGAAGGGAACAGUGAUUUAGUGAGCAAGUGUUUCAAGCUUUUAGAAACAAUAUAUAAAGCAUGCCCUGGUUUGAUACCAGCUUUGUAUGAGUUAGCUAAACUAAAGUUUUUAUUUGGGUAUGUACAUGACGCUCAAAAGCUGGCCCAACAGAUUACUGAUUUGGACAACACUCAUGCUGGUAGCCAGGUUCUUUUAGCCCAAAUUUAUGUUCAACAACAGGCAUUUACAAAAGCGGCCCAGUGCCUUGAGAUGUGUUUGAGUUACAACUUUAAAGUAAGGGACAGUGCAAUGUAUCAUUUUCUCACUGGAGUCAUUUUAAAAAAUGUCAAUGAACUACAAGAUGCUCUUUCAAGUUAUACCACUAGUCUUCAAAUACUUACAUCUAAAAAUACUGUAAGCAAUGUUAAUCGCUCCUAUGAAAUGGAUUUAAAUAUAAUAGACAAGGCCACUUUAUAUCUGGAAAUUAUAGAAGUACAAAGCACUUUGGGUCAAUUUGGUGAAGCAGGAAAAACUAUGCAGGAAGCAAUACAAGAAAUAGCAUACACUUCAGAAGAAGGCAGAUUGCUCAUUGCACGAGCUGACUUAGCACUCAAGAAAGGUGACAUUGAUAAUGCAAUUGACAUACUGAACGAAGUAAAACCAGGUCAACCAUAUUACUUUCAAGCUCAUAGCAAAAUGGCUUAUAUAUAUUUGAAAGAAAAGAAAGAUAGAACUAAGUUUACUGCAUGCUACAAAGAAAUUGUCAGCAAUCAGCCUAUGAGUGAUGCCCACACAAUGAUGGGUGAUGCAUUUAUGUCCAUACAUGAACCCAUGCAAGCAGCAGAUUCGUAUGAAAUGGCGCUCAGAGGAAACCCAAAAGACAUUCAAUUGGUGAAAAAACUUGGCACAGCACUCGUUAAAAUGCAUGACUAUGACAAAGCAAUUCAACAUUAUGAAAAUUCUAUUAAACUUUUGAACGAAGACGAAAUUAAGUUCGAAUAUCUCGAACUUCUUAUCAAACUUAAACAGUAUGACAAAGUUGACACGACAAUAUCGAGUGACCUCAAUCAAUUGUUCAAUAAAGGCAAAGAUAUCGCAACUUUAAAAAGGCGUAUCCGCCUUCUUCUUCUACAAUCAAAGACCCGAGAAUUGAAAAACCCAACUGCUGGGAACACUCAUUUAAUUCUCACAGAAGCGAAAGAUCUACAAAUCGCAAUUGUGAAAAGGGUAGAAAUAGAUUCUAGAGGUGAUAUCCAAGAAGAAAAACAGCAUUUGGCAUAUAUUCUUUGUUUGUUGGCCAAGGCAAAAUCUCUGAAAGAGCCUGGUGUGGCGGCAAGUUUGUAUUCCGAAGCUCUGAUUCACUCGCCAAGGGAUGCCAAUACAUUGCUGGCUUUAGCCAAGUUGUAUGCGUUUAUGAACAACCCGGAGAAAUGCGAACAGACCUGUGCCGUUCUUUUGAACACAGAUCCUAACAACGAAUCAGCGGCGGUCAUGAUGGCGGACUUGGCCUUCCGAAAGGUAGAUUUCGAGACCGCACAGCGACAUUUAAACCAGAUCUUAUCCGUGAAACCAAUGAGUUGGGAGGCGUUAGCUCAGUUGAUUGAAGUUCAGUGGCGUCGGGGUAAGCUCGUUGAAGCUGAGCAGGCGUUGGAGACCGCUAAAAAUUCUCUGGAAAAUCUGGAUGAUCCAGGGUACAACUACUGCGCCGGGCUGUGGUCGGUGUACUCGGGGCAGGUGAACGCAGCGCUGCGGCAGCUGAACGUGGCGCGGCGCGCUGCGCCGUGGUCGCGCAGCGCUGCGCGCCGCAUGGCGCUGCUGUGUCUGUCGCAGCACGCGCACGACCCGCACCAACAUUCGGAAACAAGGCUUUUAGCCUUAAAAACUGCUGAGAAGCUCCUUACAGAGAUAGAACCUGCUGAAAAGAAGUCGCUUCAAGCCUUACUACAGCUAGCUAAUAAACAGAAGUCGCAAGCUGAGAAAGUUCUACAAGACUUACUACCACUCGCUACUGAAGACGGUUACCAAGAUGAUCCAUAUUUAAUACUGGCCAUCGCUAACGCGUACAAUAUAAUAAAACAGCCGACUCGAGCAAAGAAUAUUUUAAAACGCACAAUAUCAUCAAUACCUUGGACACCAGAAAAAUCAGAUGGACUUGAAAGAUGCUGGCUAGAAGUCGUCGACGGACAAAUCAACUCUGGGAGGGUAGACGCCGCCAAAGAAUUACUUACAAAAAUUUUGAAUCACAACAACUCUUGCGCUACUGCGUAUCAGUAUUUAGGAUAUUUAGCAGAAAAAGAACAAAACUACAAGAGCGCUGCACAUAAUUAUGAUAACGCGUGGAUUCACACCGGGAAAACAGAUCUUGCAGUAGGCUAUAAACUGGCGCACGCCUAUCUUAAGCUGAAGAAGUACCCGGAGUGCAUAAUCGUAUGCCGACAUAUACUCAAGGUCCACCCCGAAUAUCCAAAGAUAAAGAAGGAAAUCAUGGAAAAGGCAAAAGCUAAUUUAAGGACAUAGAUUUCAAUAUUGUUUCAAAAAAAUCAUGCAACUACAAAUAAAUUUCUAUGGGAAAACAUAUUUUUGUUUUCUUUUUAGAACCCUUAUUUUUCCUAUAAAUACCCCAAGCACGGCGUAUCAAUUAUCUAGUGUUACCAGAUAUUAUGUAUUCUUAUGUAGUGUUACCAGAUAUUAUGUAUACUUAUCUAGUGUUACCAGAUAUUAUGUAUACUUAUCUAAUGUUACUAGAUAUUAUGUAUACUUAUCUAGUGUUACCAGAUAUAAUGUAUACUUAUCUAGUGUUACCAGAUAUAAUGUAUACUUAUCUAGUGUUACCAGAUAUUAUGUAUACUUAUCUAGUGUUACCAGAUAUUAUGUAUUCAGAUUAUGUACAUUAUAUGGAUUUUUUUAUAGGAUGGAAAUAAAACAACUGUGUAUAACAUGCUGAAAUAUAUUUAUUUCAAAUU